Molecule: messenger RNA, 1637 nt
Organism: Capsella rubella
Lineage: Eukaryota; Viridiplantae; Streptophyta; Magnoliopsida; Brassicales; Brassicaceae
Product: protein kinase PINOID 2
Exons: 3
Coding region: 7-1584 (525 amino acids)
Biological process (GO): protein phosphorylation
Cellular component (GO): nucleus; cytoplasm; plasma membrane
Molecular function (GO): ATP binding; protein serine/threonine kinase activity
Source: RefSeq, a predicted model, not a curated record
UAUCUAAUGGCAAACUCUAGUAUAUUUUACAAAGAUAAUGAGUCGGAUUAUGAGAGCUCCACCGCCGGACCUGACUCAAGCCGCCGCACGAGUUGGCUAAGCAGCUCUUUCACGGCUAGCCCUAGUUGUAGUUCAAUAUCUCAUCUAAGUAACCAUGGCUUAAACAGCUACAACCAAUCAAAGCCUCACAAAGCCAACCAAGUCGCAUGGGAAGCUAUGGCCAGGCUACGUCGAUGCUGCGGCCGUGCAGUAGGGUUAGAGCAUUUUCGGCUUUUAAAGAGGUUGGGAAGUGGUGACAUCGGAAGUGUUUACCUUUGCCAAAUACGUGGGAGUCCGGACACAGCGUUUUAUGCCAUGAAGGUUGUUGAUAAAGAAGCUGUGGCAAUGAAGAAGAAGCUUGGAAGGGCAGAGAUGGAGAAGAAGAUUCUAGGGAUGCUUGAUCAUCCUUUUUGCCCUACUUUGUAUGCAGCUUUUGAGGCUUCUCAUUACUCUUUUCUAGUCAUGGAGUAUUGUCCCGGCGGUGAUCUAUACGCCGCCCGCCUCCGGCAACCAUCUAAACGUUUCACUAUCUCCUCCACAAGGUUUUACGCAGCAGAAACUCUGGUGGCCUUAGAGUAUCUCCACAUGAUGGGAAUUGUGUAUAGAGACCUAAAGCCAGAGAAUGUGUUAAUCAGACAAGAUGGUCAUGUAAUGCUCUCAGAUUUCGAUCUCUCCUUCAAAUGCGACGUCGUUCCACAACUCCUCAACGACAACGACCGUGGCCAUCAAGAAGAUGAUGACGAGGUGAGCAUCCGCCACAAAUGCUCAACACCAUCUUGCACCUCAACGCCUUUAAACCCGGUCAUCUCCUGCUUCACUCCUACUUCGAGUAGAAGAAGAAGAAAGAAGAAUGUUAUUACAACAACAAUACAUGAGAACGCAGCUAGUACUAGUGAUACUGUGAAACGCAAUGAUGUUUCAAGAACGUUCUCUCGAUCACCUUCUUCUUCUUCUCGUGUUUCUAAUGGACUUCGAGACAUCUCUGGUGGAUGUCCAUCAAUUUUCGCCGAACCAAUCAAUGCUCGCUCUAAGUCGUUCGUUGGAACACAUGAGUACUUGGCUCCCGAAGUAAUAUCAGGGCAAGGACAUGGGAGUGCAGUAGAUUGGUGGACAUACGGAAUAUUUCUGUACGAGAUGAUAUUUGGUACGACACCGUUUAAAGGAGAGAACAACGAGAAAACAUUAGUAAACAUUCUGAAAACACCCUUGACAUUCCCAAAGGUUGUUGUGAAUAGCCCCAAAGAGUACGAAGAUAUGGUGAACGCUCAAGAUCUUAUAAUAAAACUACUAGUGAAGAACCCUAAGAAGAGGUUAGGGAGCCUCAAAGGCUCUAUAGAGAUCAAAAGACAUGAGUUCUUCGAAGGUGUAAAUUGGGCACUGAUAAGAUCAAUAAAGCCACCUUGGGUUCCAAAAGAAGAGACGACUAGUCAUAAGAGUAAAGGUGAUAAUCGCAGCGUUAAUUAUUAUCUGCCACCGAGGUUAAUGAUGACUAGGAAGGAAAGAGAUGAGCCUUACCAUAUGUCUAAUCAUUUUGAUUAUUUUUAACAUUAGGAUAUAUCAAAGGGAGAAUAUUUUUAUUUUGUUUUCUUUCUUUUCAA